Micropterus dolomieu (smallmouth bass) is the source of this 3456-nucleotide messenger RNA. It is a transcript of the gene spock3, whose product is annotated as SPARC (osteonectin), cwcv and kazal like domains proteoglycan 3. Gene Ontology annotation, molecular function: calcium ion binding; protein binding. The record is from RefSeq and is a predicted model, not a curated record. Bases 142 to 1326 code for a protein of 394 amino acids. The transcript has 11 exons. Lineage: Eukaryota; Metazoa; Chordata; Actinopteri; Centrarchiformes; Centrarchidae.
GUUCCCGAUUUCUGCUGCGCACAGACAGCCGGUGCGGAGAGAGAGAGAACGAGAGAGAGAGAGGGAGGAGAGGGCUGCUAUUACUAGUGACAGAAAACGGCAGCUAGAACAUACAGUCUGGAGAGCAGCUGAUGCGACAAGAUGCUGAGCGUCGCCUUGCUGUGUGUGUACGCCGUCGCCUUUGGACACGUCUCCGCUCGCUCCGACAGCGGCAAUUUUUUGGAUGAUAAGUGGCUCGCCGGGCGAUGGGAUAAAUUCAGAGAUGAGCCUGGAACAUGGACGCCUUCCAAGCCCUUCGAUCAAGGCCUUGAUCCAGCCAAAGACCCCUGUCUUAAGAUCAAAUGCAGCCGCCACAAGGUGUGUGUGGCCGAGGAUUACAAGACUGCUUCUUGUGUCAGCCAGAGGAGAGUCAGUUUUAAAGAUGCCAGUUUGUACCAGAGCCCGGGGUCAAAGUGCACACCCUGCCCUGUGGUUCACCCCUCUCCCGUUUGUGGAACUGAUGGCCACACCUACUCCACCAAGUGUAAGUUGGACUACCAGGCAUGCAUCACAGGAAAGAAGAUCGCUGUGAAGUGUCCUGGCAUGUGUCCUUGCCCCUCUCAGCCUGAACAGAGCUCUGCAGAGAAGAAAGUGUGCAGUGAAUCUGACCUGAAGGAGGUGGUGAGUCGUCUGAGAGACUGGUUCAGAGUGCUGCAUGAGAACGGCAACCACAAGAGAGUCAAGAUCCAGAAGCCAGAGAAGAACAAAUUUGAUGUUGGGGCAUCGCCUAUUUGUAAGGACCCUCUGGGCUGGAUGUUCUCCCGGCUUGAUACAAAUUUUGACCUCCAGCUGGACCAAUCAGAGAUCAAGAGCCUCUACCUGGACAGGAACGAGCCGUGCUCCGAUGCGUUCUUCAAAUCCUGCGAUACACAUACUGACAAAGUUAUAACCAGCUCUGAGUGGUGCACAUGCUUCCAGAGGUAUACAGAGUCCCCUUGUAAAGCAGAGCUGUCCAGUAUCAACAAAAAGCAAACGGGGAAGAAACUGCUUGGUCAGUAUUUACCAUCCUGUGAUGAGGAUGGUUAUUACAGGUCCCACCAGUGUCACAGCAGCAGCGGCCAGUGCUGGUGUGUCGAUCGUUAUGGCAACGAGGUGGCCAGCUCACGCACCCAUGGCCCUGCAAACUGCGGCGUGAUUUUGGAGUCUUCUGGAGACCUCGGCAGCGGAGACUCGCUGUUCACUGACGACGAUGAAGAUUCCUUUGUCCUCGACGACCAGGCCGGGAUGGAUGACGAGGACGAUGAAGAUGAGGAUGACGAUGACGACGCAGAUGAAUAUCUGUCGUAAUUUUCAAAAAGAAAACAAAAAAAGAAAAUGAGAAAACUGUUUGUUUGGUCAAACUGCACGUUUCUAGGUGACUUCCCAGGCAGAUACUUAAUCGUACUAACAGCCUACGGACUACUCUCUGUGUAUUGUUUGUUCAUUAGUAAAAGAAAAAAAUCCCCAAUAUUCCUGGCAAACAUUUAAGGUUUUUUUCUUCCUCUCUAAGUAUAAAAUAUGAUUGGUUUAAUGGCACUUGUUCACUUGUGUGUCAGCCAACCAGAGAACAUGACAAGGACUAAUCGAUAACCAAUCCAAUGCUUUGGAUUUGGUCACGUGUGCAAAGACCUCUCCCUUCAUUGGACAGUCCAUGUCUUCUAUUGUGUCCUGUCCUUGUGCAGCACUCUGAUGCCUCAGUGUGUUGAUGCCUGAGGCGCAAUGUUAAAGAGAUUUCCCCCUUCUCAAUCCUUCAUCCUCUUCCUCUACCCUCCCACACUUUUACUCAAAUGUUCCUGUGUAUAGGUGGGAUGUUGAUGAUGUAGAUAAGAGAAUAUUGCACUCUUUAGGUUUCUUUUGAUCUUGAUUUUGUAACUGUGACUGUAACUGUGUGGAAAAACAAGAUAAGAGUUAGACAUGCUUCAUUAGGAGAAGUAAGGCAAAAAAAACACCCCACAAAACAACACAGUGUGAGUUGGAUAACAAUCAGAACCGACAUGCUAGCUGUUUUCCUGGAGACACAAAUCAAGUCAAAUCAUCUCAAAGGCUCAGCAACGAAGAAAGACAAAUUACUGCUUGGCCAGUGGUUAUAGGGGGAAAAUAUUAUCUAUUUUUCUAAUCCAUUGUUGGAUGAAUACAGAAGAUGAAACAGAUUUGUCAUAGCAUGUCUAAUGCUGCGUAUUGUUGUUUCAGCCUGUAGAACCAGAGGCUAAACCUUUGUGGAACUCAAAGUAUAUAUAACGGAGCUAGAGGGUGAAAAAAACCCUCAAGCGUGUACCUAUGAAACCACACUUGCAUAGUUCUGAACUUCUUGAGCCACAAGUCUGUGUGAUAAAAUGUUUACUUACCUUUAUUAUGUCGGUGAGCUCAAAGAAAACCUCAUCACAGCUCAGAAGAAACAUGGAGUUGAUGUUUAAAUUUUUUUUUGAGAUAUGAGUCUUGGACGUGAUUUGAGCGCAUAGUGUAACAGUACAAAUCUCUUGCACAGUAAUAAAACACAGAGCCAUGCAGACCUGUUGUCUGGCAGGGAAUAAAGGGUAAGGUGUGCCUUUUACUGGUGAGGACAGCUGAUGGUAAUAGUGGGAGAAGCAUGCUUACUGGACUGACUUAAGCUCGUCAUUACACUGCACAAGAGUGGCUUUACAGUCAAGCUUAUUUGGGUUUUGGUAUGGCUUGUGUUUUGGGUCUCUCUUAUGAUGGUGUUACAUAGGCCAUAUUUCAGAUCCUUUUGAUUUGUUACAUAGGCUAGCUAGAAUGUAGAGAAGCACAGAUAUACUUAGCAGUAUAGCAGUUAAGGCAUAAAAACACUUAGAUUCUUCUGGAUUUGAAAAUGGUUUAUAUAUUAGUACACUGGCUAGAGAAAGCUUUGGUUUAGACAGCUUUAUAUAAUAAAAAGAACUAUCUUUAACGGUGUUUUGCUUUUACUUUGAUUUAAAAGCUUGAUUUGUAUCUGAUCUACUCUAUUAUCUAACUAUUUAUAGUGUAUAUCUGUCAGGGUUGAAAACUGAAACUGAUCCCAGAAGUGUCCUAUGGCUGUUUAUGCAGACCUGGGAUUCGCUGAGCUCUUGUGUAAAUUUUUUUUGAUUAUUAAUCUGCCGUCUGGCUUCAUUUUGAAUCAAACAUCUGUUGAAAUUCCAUGUUAAGACCUGAAAAGUGCCAUCUAACUGUUCGGUAGUUCUUCUUUUCUCUCUCUCUGUCCCUCAUUCCUUUUAACUUGGAAUUUCAAUUCACUUUAGGAACUGGAAACAUUUCAGUCUUAAAGUGUGCUGUUUCAUGAGUGUGAUGACAUGCAAAUCAUUUUGAUGACCUCAGACACUGUAGCCACUCUCAACCAAUCACACACUGUCAUCACAGCUCCGAUAGUGUUAAAGGUUAUGAUACAGAUGCAUUUUUUUACAGUGUAUGUAUGAUUUGCUGAAAUAAAAGCUAUAUUGACCAAUA